UUCCUUUGAUGAAGGCUCCCAUUGACUCCCAUUCAAAUCGAGCGAACCGUUUGUGAAAGUCUUACUAACAGUCAGAUCGCUCCAUCCCGACCGAGCUGCACGUUCUGGUGUAUUUCCUGUGCACGUGCGACCCAAACUGCGGGAUGAAUAAUACUAAUCUGCGUUUUAGAAGAAAAUGUUUGUUUUGUGAAACACCAGUGUCCAGCUGAGCGUGUCGCUGUGCGCAGGCGCAGUGUGAGUAUGAACCGUGAAGCUGGAAGCUGAAGUGUCUCCAGAGAUGAAGACACCUCCGGACAGGUCAGGAAUCACUUUUGAGGUCGGAGCCCUGCUUGAAGCCCGAGAUCGACACAAGAACUGGUACCCAGCGACGAUUGAAAAGAUUGACUUUGAUGAAGAGCGGAUCCUGAUCCACUACCGUCAGUGGAGCCGUCGCCAUGACGAAUGGUUUCAUUGGAGCUCACAGUAUCUGCGGCCGCUGGAGCGAGUCAGUCUGAGGAGGCUGGGCCUCAAUCCACCACACUCUCAACCGAUGUUUGUCUCAGGUAUGAAGGUUCUGGCCUGUUGGACAGACUGUCGUUUCUACCCGGCCAAAAUCCUCAGCGUCAACAAGGAUGACUCCUACACAGUGCGUUUCUAUGAUGGUGUGGUUCUGACUGUGAAGCCCACCAAGGUCAAACCCUCCAACUCUAAGUCCAAAUCUGAGAAGAGUGCAGUGGGAAGAGGAUGGGAGGAAGGAGAGAGCGAGGAGGAGCAGGACGAAGGAGGGGGCAGAGGGGAGAAAAAGAGAUGAAGGGGGGAGAAGAAGGAAGAGGAGGAAGAGGAGGCAGAGGACGAAGAGGACGAAGAGGAGGAAGAGGAGGAAGAGCUGCCCUCUCAUCCACCAGUGAAGAAGAAAACCGAUGAAGGUAGAAGCAGUGGAGCUCAAAGUCUGCCAAUCACAGAUGACUCCGCCCAGCUGGCAGCUUCUCAUGACAGAGACCUCCUGUUGGAGCGUCAGGCCCACCUCCCCACCACGCACAAGUACAGCAGAGAACCAUUGUAUCGUGUGAUAAAGAACCAGCCUCCUCCGAUCCUCUCCAUCGAGUUGGACCACAACCCGUUCAAGUGUCCGUCAUCGGGCUGCACCAAGUCAUUCAGGAAGGCAAGUCUGCUGCACUACCACAUCCAAUUCACUCUGACCAGCAGCUGGGCCGAGGCAGGCAGCGAGCAGGAGGCACCGAGGUAUCGAAAGCGGUUGUCUUCUGAGGGAGUCGAUGCGUCAGACAGGAAGAAUGAGAACAAGAAUAUGACUUGUCACCGUGACGACACAGAGCACAGCCCCAUUGGAACAGGUGAAGAAGGACGGUGGGAGGGAGGAAGUGGAGGACAGAGCAAGGAGAGGAAGAACUUCUUGAGGGUCAAACUAAAGAAAAAGAAGAAGAAGAAGAAGAAAAGUCAGUCAGGUGAGUCUCGGAGCAGUGGCGAGAACACGGACAGACCUCCUCUCACUCUGAAGCUGUCCACGGACAACCCAACACCCCUCCACCAGUCGGAGGGCAGUGACUGGUCCACGUUAACAGCAGAGAGUGGCGAGGACACGCCCUCUUGGCCUGUUGCUAUGGAGACAGACGAGUGCGAGGUGGUGAGGUGUGUUGGGAGGUGGAUGAGGAGAGACUUCAUGAUCCAGUGUGAGUCGUGUCUGUGUUGGCAACAUGGAACCUGUAUGGGCCUAUAUGAAGACAACGUGCCACACAACUACAUCUGCUACUACUGCAGACACACUGCAGGUAUGAGGCGGGCCCAGCGGUUCCUGUCAGAGCCUGAUUUGCUGAUAUCUGGUCACAUGUUCGGUCUGUCGUGUGUGAAGGAGAACUACUCCGAGAUCAACGCCUCCAUCACGACCACCUGCACCUGCUGGCGCACACGCAUGGCCAAUCAGGUCCUCAGUGGGCUGCAGCUGAAAAUCAGCUUGUUACACUCUCCGUCCCACCCCGAUCUGCAGCUGUGGAGGUUGCCAUGGAGGCAGCAGGAGGGGCCAAGAUUGACUUCCAGCCCCAAGGAAUCUGGCCUCCUGUUAUGUCAGCAUGAGCACUGCUACCAGAAGCCAGGAGCAUCAUGGGAAAAGGCGAGGAACACACACACACCUGGACACAUACCCGAGCCUCGUCCAGGGACAGAGGCCGAGUGUCAGCUGAACCUGCUGGAGCAUGUCGAGUUUCACCCACAGAUCAGUGCCAGGAUGGAUCUGAUAGAGCGGGAAGUUGAUGUGUUAGAGUCCUGGUUGGAUCACUCAGGUGAGCUUGAGCCUCCCGACCCUUUGUCCCGACUCCCGCAGCUCAAACAGCGAAUGAGGCGGCUGCUGCGUGACCUCUGCACCGUGAGACGCCUGUCGGUCUGCCGCUGACCCAGUCCCUCAUCUCCGACCCCUGACCUUGGACCCUGUAAGUCACACCUGGCCAAUAGGAGCAAAGGGACAGACAGACGAGGCCAGCGCACGACAGGAUGUUGAGCGCGUCGCAGGGCGUGUCGCUCUGAGGAUCGUUUCCACUCAGUCGCAGGACAUGCCCCCUCUAGUGGUCGCUCUGCAGAGCGACGAUUUUCUGAAGUAACUGAACAGGGGAUUUUUUAAAACUUAAAUUUCACAAAAGGUACAAGAAACAUUUCCUGAACCGCCUCCAGCACGACUCCAGUCUGCGUCAUCACACAGGCUGUGGUGACCACAGGUUUUAUAAGUGAUCGAUCAACGUCAUCAGCUCAUCAGGAGACGUUAAGGUUUGUUUGUGUUACAGCUUUAGACUGAAAGCAAUAUGUUAUCUUGCAUCAUUUUAAACUUCCUGUUGUGUAUAAUUUAACUGCUGACACACACAUAUUUUAUGACAUCAGAUGAUUUCCAUGAUUUUAUCAAUUCGACAUUUCUCAGUUCACAGGUUUAAGUAAUUUUAGUAAAAUAGUUUGUUUUUUACUUAAAAAGUUUAAUAUUUCGCUUUUUACGUGAAAAAUAAAAACGUUCUCAGCGUGUUUUAAGUUUAAAGGUUCGUUCACAACCUUAACUUAAUGAAAUAUUUAGUUGUAAAAGUUUGGUGAGCACUCCCACUCAUGAACAGAGAAGGAAAUCAUAUUUCCUCUAAAGACCGUUUCAUGGAAACAGCUGAUUCUUCUCAGCGUCAUCGACCCGUUUUCAUUAAAACCAGCAAAACUUUCCUCCAUCGUAGCACAAAAUGUUUAAAAUGUAAAUAUGUUGAAUUGAAUGUUUGAUAGAAGAAUUUAACUGUAUAAAGCCGCAGAGUUAUUUUGAUAGAACAGUCACGAGUCUACAGUCGAGGGAAGUUUGGAGAAUUUGAGGAAAAAGUUGUAAUUUCAAGAAAAAAGUCCAAUUGAAACUUUUCUUCUGUCUGAUUAUUUUCUGAAAACGACUCCAGUGUUUCCUUUGACAGUGACGCUGAAGAACUCCGAUCUUCUUCUCUACAGUUGUUUUAAAUUUGAAGCUGUUUGAUUUAACCUGUUUCAGAUGAUCCUCAUCAACAUACGAGUCUGACUUCACCACGUUAUUAGAAACCACCGGAAACACGAGCGCAUGUUUAGAUCGGUUCGUCUGAGUUGACGAGGAUCAUCCUUUCUCUGAGGUUUUCCAGCUUUGAAUAAAAUGAUACAACUUCA
Molecule: messenger RNA, 3636 nt
Organism: Hippoglossus stenolepis (Pacific halibut)
Lineage: Eukaryota; Metazoa; Chordata; Actinopteri; Pleuronectiformes; Pleuronectidae
Product: PHD finger protein 20
Biological process (GO): regulation of transcription by RNA polymerase II
Cellular component (GO): NSL complex; nucleus
Source: RefSeq, a predicted model, not a curated record